Molecule: messenger RNA, 2103 nt
Organism: Papilio xuthus (Asian swallowtail)
Lineage: Eukaryota; Metazoa; Arthropoda; Insecta; Lepidoptera; Papilionidae
Product: cyclin-dependent kinase inhibitor 1
Exons: 2
Coding region: 228-818 (196 amino acids)
Biological process (GO): regulation of cell cycle
Cellular component (GO): nucleus
Molecular function (GO): cyclin-dependent protein serine/threonine kinase inhibitor activity
Source: RefSeq, a predicted model, not a curated record
GGUGACGCGUGCCUCGAUUGCGCAGUCGAGAAUUUGAUUCCGUGCGUACGGACGUAUUUUACCGUCGUCCGUAGCGUCGCGUUUAUACGUUUUGUUUACUCUUAUUAGAUAUCAACUUUAACUAUUAGUGCGUGAUGAACCUUAAAGUUACUACGGUGUAAAGUUAAUCGCGCUACUAAACUAAAUACAAAUAUUUUUUGGUUUCUGCUAGGCGAAGAGCGUCGCGGAUGCGAUCGGGGAGUGCGUUCGCCCUGUGUUCGGCUGUGCAAUUGGACUCCGUUUCGAAGAUGUCUACGUUGAGUGUUCGUGCCCCUGGCAUCCAGGCUACCACCAUGCUGGACACAAGGUCUCUCAGAGUGCGCGGUGUCACUAAUAUUGACACAGUGCGAAGAAACUUAUUUGGGUGCACCGACAGAGAAGAGAACAGGAGAUUUGUUGAACGUGAGUUGGCUCGGCAGCUGGAAUUAGACAGUCAAAGAUGGGGCUUCGAUUUCGCAAAUGAGAAACCUUUACCGGGGCCGCAGAGAUUCGCAUGGCAACUGGUCCCUAUAUCGAGUAUCCCAGUGGCACUCAGAAGAGCACCAAUCACGGUCGCUACACCCAAGCCGAGUACACCCUCGCAGGAAACUCAAGUGGCGAGUCCAGAGAACACGAAAACCCAAAAAAGGAUAACAGAUUUCCUCAAGCCUCGAAAGAGGACGGCGAGCAAUGGCAAGAAGUCCCCCUCAGUGCACAAACAUGAGUGCGGGCACGGAGCACACAUACGCCCUCCCAAGGUCGCCCGGCUCAACCAAACGCAUUUCAAGCGCUCGAGCUAGACCCGUCCGGUACAACAGUCCGGAUGUGUCCGGACACUAACCGGACGCCUAGGCAACUGCAAUCCACGUGCAAUGCUAGACCCCGUGUAAGACUAACUGAAGCCGGGUUCGCGAGAUGCAGUGUGCAUUAUUUUAUAUCUCUUUAUUUAUUCUACGCCGGACACUAACAUGUCCGGCGACAUAUUUAAGUAAUUUGUAAGAUAACUUCAACCAUUAUACUUUAGGAUACUUGUAUAAUAUUUCUCUAUAGUUACUGUCACUCGUUACAACACAAAAUUUGCUCAACGGACCAUUAAUAUCUCUAAACUUGUAUCCGUUAAUGUGAACUCACAUUGUUAAUACACGUAAGAACAUCCUGUCAUCUCUCUUAUUCUCUAUGGAAAAACAGAGAUAACAAUAUGUUUUAAUACAACUCAGUGGAAUUUCACUAAAGGCAAUCAUUCUAACAAUAUCACAGAUGCAAUAUGGAAGUGUGACGCAUAGGUUUAAGUUUAUUAUGAUCUCUUUGACAUAUUAAUUAAGUUAUAAUAGAUUAAGUAAUAAGUUAAUAAGGCUAUAGAAGUCGGAGUAUAUAUUAAGGUUUGGAUUUAGUUCAGGUGAUUGUAUGCGAGUAAUGUAACCUAACGUUUCGCUUUGAAAAUGUUCAAACGUUGGCGGGAAUUAGAUUUCAGUCGAAAUGCGUUCGAACAUUUUCGACGAGCGUUUGGUGCGCGCUUUUUGUGUCCCCCUAUUGCGCAGGCGCAUGGGGGGACAUAAAGAACAACGGAAACGAUUGAAGAAGGCAAUAGAGUAAUAAGAUACAAAUACUCAAUUUUAUUUUGCCAAUACUAUUAAAUAAGUUAAAAACAAAUUUUAUUUAAACUAUAAUUUUUUGUGUUUGGAACAAGUAAUGUAUGGAGCCUGUCUCUAAUUAAUAUAUUCGUUUUAUUGUUGGAUAUUAAUGGAGUAUAUUCUAUAGAGGAUUUGUUUUUUUUGUUCUUACAAAUAUCUUAAACGUUUUACCAGGAUAGUUUUACGAAUGGCGUUUGCAUAUUCCCGGCACUGGACGGUGUCAGUGUGGACGCGGCUCUGUUUUAGUACAAAUUAUUUCAUUUCAGUUUAGUUAGGAGAGCCGCGUCCUACGUUAUAAAAGACAAUUCAUUUUCAUCAUAUCAUUCGAAUUCAUUCGGUUUAGUCUUAAAAGUGUUUAGAGCGAGUAAAUUGUCGCAGUUCAACCAAAGUUAAGAGUUAACUUGACAAGGCCUCGGCCGUAAUGAAAUGUUUUAAUGAAUUUCUUAUUUUGACG